This is a messenger RNA of Psylliodes chrysocephalus, 2154 nucleotides long. The record is from the annotation of a GenBank genome assembly. Lineage: Eukaryota; Metazoa; Arthropoda; Insecta; Coleoptera; Chrysomelidae.
UUUGACUGUCAUUGGAUGCUUUUCUGCAUCCUCGGACGACGCCGACGCUAGAGGCCGACUCCGCAUUAUCGCGCGAUAUUUGAAUGUUUUCUAUUUUCAUUUGCUGAAUGAAAUUGUUUUUAUUUUUCGCAUACUUACUAUGAUCCGGACAUCGUACCGCGAUUAUUAAAUAUUAUCAUUUUCGUUGACAUUGUGAUAAAACUGAUAAACUUUUGUUUUGUAUAUGAUAAUGUGGAACGCGUGGUAUUGGACCUAAAUUUAUUUUUUAUAUAUACCUAAUUAUAUAAAAAUUUUGUGAUAUUAGUGCUGUUUUGUAUAAAUUUUAACUAAUUUUAACUAUGAGUGACAUUUUUUUAGUGUAUUUCCUGAUUGUCAUCAUGAAUUUUGGAAUUGUUUUGAACGAUAAAUCUACAAAAAACCUUCAUCACAACACAAGCUAUGAUCUCCAAAUAGAAUCCACCCUAUCACCGUUGAACCACUCGAAACACAAAGAUUCCACUCCAGAAUACACAGACUGGUCUUUCUGGAGCAGAUGCUCUAACUGCUUGCAGAGGAGAAUGAAAGAAUGCAUCAACUACUCCUGUAGAGGUUCCAGAAUAUACGAAGAACGCUCUUGCAACAAAAAAAGAUGCAAACGAAAGUCCAGGCAGAAGGACCAUUUCCAAAUCGUGCAUUUAGAUAAGAAUAGCAACUAUUUGAUGAAACAGGGUCCGUCGGACAUUUGGAGCAAGUGGUCGGAAUGGUCGGCGUGUAGCAGGAAUUGCAGGACGUUUAGGACGAGGAAAUGCAAGAAGUCCAGCAGAUGCGGGAAGAAAUUUCAAAAAGAACACGCGUACUGUUAUCACAAUAAAUCCAAAUGUGAAGUUUAUGUACUUAAUCUUAUGGGCAAUAAUAGUAAUCACAAUAGUAAUAAUAAUGAAGCCAGAAGGUACCAGUAUGAUAGUAAUCCCCAAAAUACCACUAUGAAGCCACCCAGAAGGAAGGUGAGGGUAAAAAGAUGUGGUGUGCCUAACAGAAAAGGCAGAAUGUUACGAAUCAUUGGUGGCAUCGAAGCCAGAAGAUAUAAGUGGCCUUGGCAUGUGGCUAUUUUAAAUCAAUAUAGAGAAGUAUUUUGCGGCGGUACCCUCAUCUCGCAGCGCUGGGUCCUGACGGCCAACCACUGCAUCAGGAAAUUCCUGCGGGUUCGUCUCAACGCGCACGACCUUCGCGCCACCGACGGUAGCGACAUCGAAAUGACAGUGUUCAAAAUGUUCCCCCACCCCAAGUUCAACUACAAAACCGUCGACAACGAUAUAGCCCUCUUAAUGUUGCCUAGGGCCGUUCACACGCCUACCGCUUGUUUGCCCAAUCGUCAACCGAAGACCAGACAAGUUUGUUCGGUAAUGGGUUGGGGGAAAGUAGAUCCGGAGAAUAUCUAUGGAGUUCCAGUAUUACACGAAGCUAAGCUUCCGAUAGUCCCUCAACGAACCUGCAGAAAAUCCUACAAACAGUUCCUAAUCAGCGACAACAUGCUGUGCGCUGGAUGGUACUCCGGCAGAGCCGACACCUGUGCGGGAGACAGCGGCGGUGGCCUCAUGUGCCCCUCCAAAAGAAACAGAAGAACCACCUACAGUGUUCAAGGCAUCACUAGUUUCGGUGAUGGUUGCGGCAGAAAACAAAAAUACGGAAUUUACACCACGGUUUAUAAUUAUGUAGGAUGGAUAAAGUACAUUAUCGAUCAUUAUUCUUAGUGAUAUAAAAGAGCGGGCCUUGCGGAAUACCUGUUUGAAAUUUUCAUAAAGACGUAGAAUGUUUGGAAUUGAAGUAGAAUGACGGAUAUUGUUUUUUAACUAGUUUGAUGUUUUAAUGUACAAUGGUGUAUACAGAAUUAACCUAGAAAUAUCCCAAACAUGUCAAAUAUGACGUGAAGUCUGUUAUCAAAUAUUUACUUUAAAAAAACAAAAUCUAUACACCCAGUUCUUUCAGUAGUUAUUUUUCAUGAAGUAUUCCAGGACAACUUUGAGACGUUGCCACUUUUGCGAAAAAUAUGAGGUUUUGGUGAUUUUAUCAUUUUGUUUCCAUCAAUUUUAAUGACAUAUGAAACUUGAACUCCAAAGUUAUCAUUCAAUGCAAAUAUUAUAACGAGUGAUUCACAAAAAUGUUUCUAAAGAUGAC